Messenger RNA from Labrus bergylta (ballan wrasse), 3153 nucleotides. RefSeq names its product chromosome 16 C17orf75 homolog (gene c16h17orf75). The record is from RefSeq and is a predicted model, not a curated record. Gene Ontology annotation, cellular component: trans-Golgi network. Lineage: Eukaryota; Metazoa; Chordata; Actinopteri; Labriformes; Labridae.
GGCACAUAUACAGGCGAACAACAGAGGUACCUGCUGCAGUAUUUGCAUAUCAGCUUGUACGAUUUAAACAGCAGACAAACAGAUCCAAACUACAUAUAUAAAUAUCUACUAAUACAGCGCAGCUUAACGGGAUAAACACGAUAUAAAUAUCUGUCACUUUAGCCGGCUGCUGAUUGCUCCGUGCAGAGGUUUGAUCAUGUUUACCUCCCAGACCUCGUCCUUCCAGGACUCCAUCGACGUGGAGGAGAAGGAUGACUUUGACAGCGAAGACAUCGCGGGAUACAGCCAGAAAAUCCAGCUGAACUGCUACUACACCAUCUAUCUUUAUCAAGGCACAAGAUCUGAGGCUUCUGGGGAAAAUGGGGCAUGGAACCAGAGACGAGCAGACUCCACAACCAGUCAGGAUGACUUUAGCCUGACGCUCAUCGACAGCAGCCUGCCAUCAGAGGCCGAACCUGAGCUGCGCACCUACAUCUCGAGGAGGCUGAGCAAAGGAGCUCUGCUGGGAGGCAUGGGCAACAUCGCCACUGUGGAGCUCAGUAUCCCGGAGCAGGCAGUCGGCUGCUACUGCUGCCUCCUGGAGCAAGAAAGGUCUCCUGAACAGCCUGAUGCAGACGGAAAUGGUUACGUCAUCUGCUUCAUGGGCGGCUCUGAAAAAGGACUGAAUCUAUUUAGAUUAGAGCUGGAUAAAUACGUCCAAGGCCUUCAUAGCAGCCUGCAAACUCCAGAGCUGCAGAACCUUGAAACGGAGGUGCGUCCCUAUCUGAGCCGGUGGUACGAGGAGUCUGUGAUGCACAUUCAUCGGGUGGUGCAGCUGGUCCAGAGCAACAUCAGCUUCUUGCUGCAUGCUGCUUUGAGUCACACGCACGUGGAGGUCACUAACUCAGAUGAGAGGACGGUGACUGAUGUGUCCAGGUUCAUCAAAGCAGCCAGCUUGCAGGGUUUGUCCCAACAAGACACGACAGCAGCUUCUCUGUGUAAGGCCAUCUCAGAGGAAACUCAGUCCGACCUGAUCAUAGACUGCUCCACCAGCCCGCCCACUCUCUCUAACACCGUCAGUAACCGUUUCUGCGACGACUGGACUCAGGCAUUUCUAAACGCCGCAGAGAGAUGUAAUCCUUUCCUGCUCGGACAGAUUCUGGAGAACUUUAAACUGAAGGCGAUCCAGGACAUGAACAGCCUGAAGCGUUUCGUGCGGCAGGCCGAGAUGAGUCACUACGCCCUGUUUCGCUGCUGCCAGUUCCUGCAGGGCUGCGGAAACGGGAAUGUUCUGCUGCAGAAUGCCAGGGCCGAGCACAGCGACCUGCCUGAAGCCUGCAGCAUAAUUUCUGUCCUGGAGGAGUUCCUCAGGGAUCAAUCCUCGGCCAAGGCCUGAUCGUGUUACAACACAUAACUCUAAGCUGUCGGGCAUGAAAAAAACCUUCAUCUAUUGUUGCUCUGCUCUUCCGGCCACAGAACAACCAAGUAUCACUUAAUUAUAGCACUACAUGGUAAGUUUAAUAUUAGUUUGCCAGAUAAAAUAUGGGCACAUGGAAAAUUUUGAAUUGACCAAUUUCUGCAUGGUAGACUCAGACUUCAAAUAUGUAGCCGCUUUCACAUAUUUACUCCUGAAAAUUUCAAGAAAAUGUCCAUCUUGCUGCCCCUCACAGCGAGUGACUGUUCCUGUCAGACUGGAGGAGGGGUCUCAGGAGGCAAGACAUGACAUGAAAAAAAACAACACUCAGAAACAGUGAACAAAACAACAGAGUCUGACGCUAUGAUGACAAUUUUAGACUUUAGAUCAACACUACGCUAAGUUAGACAUUCACACUAUCAACAAAACAUGCUGGUUGCUCGUCGGUAACAGGAUAUUAACACCUCUGCCCCCGCUCACUUGGUGGUGAAUUAUAUGAGAUAUUUCUGCUGUAUUCUCACAACAGCUCAAAACGACCUCCCGCUUAAUUUACCCAGGAGCUGGCAGAACAAAAUCUGGGUAAAAUUCAGCUGUUUGCGUUUGCACAUGCAUCCCAACCCUGAACAUUUCUGGACAUUUUCAGGAGUUUCAUUGUGAAGCAUGAUAAGUAAUAAAACACAUUUUUGUCUGUGCUGGCAUCACGGCUGCUUCUCAGUGAGGAGAUCCGUGGUAAGAUCUAACAAACGUACUGUAACUGUAACAUCACUACAUUUAAAACCUGAAAGUUUAGCUCCUAAUUGAAGAUUAUAUCAGAAAAGAACAGACGGACGAUGAUCCCAGAGAAGGCGGUCCAGAUGAAAAUAUCAGUGUAGUUGUUGUGGCACGUUGCUCGUAUCCAUCGUAUCCAUUCCUUUUGUACUUUAAACGUCAUGAGUGUGAGUUUCCAAACAAUGAACCAAAUACAAGUCCUCAUGUUUUACUGCUAACUGACAAUGACGGAAACCCUGAGCUGAUCCAAACUAAAGCUACUGCUCAUCGGAGUGGAUUUAUUUGAUGUCUAAAUAUUCCUUAAUUAUUAUUAUUGUUUUGUAUCAUGUUUGAUUGUACUUGUCGUAUCUCUGCAGAAGGAACUUAUGGAGAAUGCACAAAUCACUUUUCUGCAUUGCUUGUUAUGUACGCCUCGCUUUUGUUUAUAUCUCAACCCGAUAGCUGCACUACUGUUAUAUUUUCUAAUGAACACUGCGACUGUUUUUAUCCGUCUAUCAACUUGUGACUUUAAUCUUUUUUGGGGGGGGGGUGCAGUAGUGAAGACAAACUGUAAUUAUGGAUACUCUUUUUGUUUUUCACCAGCUGAAGACUCAAUGACAACAAACCCGUCAUUAUGUCUCUCCCUACAUUUAAGUUUCUGUUCUGCAAUAUUCAAAAGUCACAAACAUGAUCAAAAGAGAAGAAAGAAAGUGAAACAUAGAAUAAAUAUUAGUUUAUAAACGAGGGUUCACAGAUAUUAUUAGCAUGCCUACAUUUUAUUUUUAGGCUUUCAGAACCAUUUAAACCAGUCCAAAGUGUGUCAUACAGCAAUAUAAAUGUUGGUUGUGUGAACUUGAAAGCUUUGAAGUAGGUGACAUGUAAAAAUAUAUACGACUGACUGUCAGUAAUGAGUGUUGUCUUUUCUGUACAGAUCGUCUCUAUACUUGUAUCUGUGUGUUUGUGGCUCUGCCUUGACUAAAAGAAGAAGAAAUUAAAAUCCACUGUUGAACCUC